Messenger RNA from Thermochaetoides thermophila DSM 1495, 1743 nucleotides. RefSeq lists its product as uncharacterized. The coding region runs from base 1 to 1743 and encodes 580 amino acids. The record is from RefSeq and is a predicted model, not a curated record. Lineage: Eukaryota; Fungi; Ascomycota; Sordariomycetes; Sordariales; Chaetomiaceae. The transcript is spliced from 2 exons. Gene Ontology annotation, molecular function: NADH dehydrogenase activity.
AUGGCGACGUCACGAGCUUUCACCAAGCUCGCGGUGCCCCAGACAGGCGCCGUGCUGCUUCAGCAGUGCGUCACUCCCAGAUUGUUCCUCCAGGCCUCGCGCAGGACGGUCGCCCCGAGGCCUCUCUUCGGCAGCGUGCAAGGACCUGUCUCGAGCCAGCUCCGCCGUAACUUUGCCAGCGAAGCUUCUGUCUCUCCGCCACCGCCGAAGAAGAGGCGGUUCCGCAAGUUGAGGUGGGCCUUCCGUCUCGGAUAUCUCUCGGUGCUCGGCGGCAUCGCCUUGGUCGGAUACAAUGUCUACAUGGACAGGCAUCCUGAGCCCCAGGUGGAGCCCGAUCCGUCCAAGAAGACGCUCGUUAUUCUAGGCACCGGCUGGGGUUCGAUCUCUCUGCUCAAGCGUCUGGAUACCGAGAACUACAAUGUGGUUGUUAUCUCACCCCGCAACUACUUCCUUUUCACCCCUCUGCUUCCCUCAUGUACGACCGGUACCGUCGAGCAUCGUUCCAUUAUGGAGCCUGUGCGCACGAUUCUGCGCCAGAAGAAGGGGCGCGUUACCUUCUACGAGGCCGAAGCUAGUUCCAUCGACCCCGAGCGCAAGGUAGUGCGCAUAUUUGACACCUCGGAGAUCAAAGGUAGCACAACUGAGACCGAGGUACCCUAUGACAUGCUUGUGAUCGGCGUUGGCGCCGAGAACGCUACUUUCGGCAUUCCUGGUGUCCGCGAGCACUCGUGCUUCCUCAAGGAGAUUGGCGACGCCCAGAAGAUUCGUAAGCGCAUCAUGGACUGCGUCGAGACAGCCAUGUUCAAGGAUCAGUCGCCCGAGGAGAUCGAUCGCCUUCUUCACAUGGUUGUGGUUGGCGGUGGUCCCACUGGUGUCGAGUUCGCUGGCGAGCUGCAGGACUUCUUCCAGGAGGACAUCAAGAAGCUGGUGCCCGAGAUUGCUGAUCGCUUCCGCGUGACGCUCAUCGAGGCUCUUCCUAACGUGCUGCCCAUGUUCUCCCGACAGCUGAUUGAGUACACGGAACGGUCUUUCAAGGAGGAGAAGAUCAAUAUCCACACCAAGACUGUCGUCAAGAAGGUGAAUGAGAAAUCCGUCGAGGCUGAGGUCACCCGCCCUGACGGCACCAAGGAAACCAUUGUCUUCCCUUACGGCCUGCUCGUCUGGGCUACCGGCAACGCCGUGCGCCCUGUCGUCAGGGACCUAAUGUCCAAGAUCCCUGCCCAGAAGAACUCUCGCCGCGGCUUGGCCGUGAACGAAUACCUCGUCGUGCAGGGUACGCGCGACAUCUGGGCCAUCGGCGACUGCGCCGUGGCCGGGUAUGCGCCGACAGCCCAGGUUGCUGCCCAGGAGGGUACCUUCCUGGCUCGCCUUUUCAAUAACAUGGCCAAGACGGAGGCACUCGAGGAGAAGAUCCGCCAUCUGAGCUCCUCGCUCAACCUGGAGCCUGGUAACUCGGCUGAGAUCUCUCAGGAGAUUGCCGAGCUAGAGCGCAAGCUGCGCCGCAUCAAGGAUGUCAAGCCUUUCCAGUACUCUCACCAAGGUAGCUUGGCCUACAUUGGCAGCGAAAAGGCCGUUGCUGAUAUCACCUGGUUCAACGGCAACGUCGCCGCUGCCGGCAGCUUGACAUUCCUCUUCUGGCGCAGUGCCUACGUUAGCAUGUGCUUCAGCAUGCGCAACAAGCUGCUCGUGAUUAACGACUGGCUCAAGUCCAAGGUGUUCGGCCGCGAUCUCUCCCGCGAGUAG